UCACUAGCAACCAUGUCAACAAAGAUGGCGGAUUGACGGACGGAAUAUCGUGAUGCAUGCACAAAUCUUAUGAAUUGUUCACGAAGACUACCACAGACAUGACUUUAAAUCCAUUAGCAAACCCGAAAGGGGUGAAACUUGCGUGUGAGCUCUGUCAGAAGCCAGCAUUUAUUCAGUGCACGAAAUGCCGCGUAACUUAUUACUGUGGGGUAGAACAUCAGAAAGCCGACUGGAUGGGAAUUCAUGAAAAAAUCUGCCAGAGUUUGAUCCAACUGAGACAGGCGUCACCAUUCUUACCAUCAGAGGAAGAAAGACAGAAAAGGAUAAAUCACCUCAAUGUUAAAAAGCGACAAAUGAUUGACCUCACCAGAACUACGGGCCAGAAGCUGCUGUUUGAGGGACGACAUGAGCAGGCAGUACCAGCAGCCAUGCAAUCCCUGAGAUUUGCUAUAGAUGUACAUGGUUUAGCCAGCAUAGAACUUGUGCCGUCAUAUCUCAUACUGGGGGAGGCUAGUAUUGGACUGGGUCGCCUGUCACAAGCUGAGGAGUACUUAGCACAGGCCCAGUGGACUGCCCUCAAAACACCAGAGUGUUCUAAUGCAAUCAAAUCCAAACUAUACAGAAACCUUGGCCUUCUGUAUGCAGCCAAGGGACAAUACGACGACUCUCUCAGACAGCACGCAGACGAUAUUUAUCACGCCUCAGAAGACUUCGGUACUGAUGACAUCAGGACAUCAGGAGGAUACUAUCACAUGGCCAAUGUUUUCUUCCGCCAAGGCAGGAUGGACAUAGCUGAUACACUCUAUAGACAGGUGGCAGAAAUUUGGUACAAACACCUACUACAGAUAGUGAAGGUACGCACAGCCACCCCAGAUGUGCCUAAGGGCAUUGGCCCAGUCAUAUCUGAGGAAAGUCUGGAGGAGGAGGACAGUCUAGAUGAAGCGCAGGAAGCUGAGGCUGUCCAGGUUUUAAAUGCCAUAUACGACAUGAGAGAACAUCAGUCCAACAGACGGGCCCAGGAUCUGGCCAAGGUCAGCCAUGCACUGGCCAUGCUUUACUUCAUACUCAUGGACAUCACUAAGGCAAAAGAAUUUGGCAGAAAAGCAGUGGUAGCUAGCGAGGGAGACUCAGACGACUGUUUGUCACGUUCUGUUGUGGAAUUUAUGAAAAUUUUGGAAGCUGUGAAAUGAAUGACCAGACUGCAAUGUUACUAUUCUAGGCAGAUGUUGAAUUUAUGACCAUUUUGUUAAUGUUGUGCUUCAGCUAUGUAGAUGGACUGCAUUUUCUUGGAAGAGUCUAAAACUGUGAUAAAAACACUUGUAAAUUCAUGUUUUAAUUCAUUGUACUGAGGCACCCAUUAAAUCACUUGUUAUAUAUGUACAGA
This is a messenger RNA of Mizuhopecten yessoensis (Yesso scallop), 1384 nucleotides long. RefSeq names its product zinc finger MYND domain-containing protein 12-like. Bases 57 to 1190 code for a protein of 377 amino acids. The record is from RefSeq and is a predicted model, not a curated record. Gene Ontology annotation, molecular function: protein binding. The transcript is spliced from 8 exons. Lineage: Eukaryota; Metazoa; Mollusca; Bivalvia; Pectinida; Pectinidae.